This is a messenger RNA of Balearica regulorum gibbericeps (East African grey crowned-crane), 1385 nucleotides long. NCBI's taxonomy places the organism in Eukaryota, Metazoa, Chordata, Aves, Gruiformes, Gruidae. The record is from RefSeq and is a predicted model, not a curated record.
GCUGCUCCAAAGUAACAUGCAUCAGUUUGACUCGCGAAGCCUCCAUCAAGCUGUCUCCCUUACACGGGAAACAAAUCUCCAUUCGCUACUUGGACAUGACAGACUGCUUCGUCCUGGAGGACGAAGGACUGCACACCAUUGCCGCUCACUGCACUCAACUCACCCACCUGUACCUGCGCCGCUGUGUCCGCAUCACCGACGAGGGUCUCCGCUACCUGAUGAUUUACUGCACGUCCAUUAAGGAACUGAGCGUGAGCGACUGUCGCUUUGUCAGUGACUUCGGCAUGCGGGAGAUAGCCAAGCUGGAGUCGCGCCUCCGAUACCUUAGCAUCGCUCACUGCGGCCGGAUCACAGACGUGGGCAUCCGUUACAUAGCCAAAUACUGCAGCAAGCUGCGCUACCUCAACGCGCGGGGCUGCGAGGGCAUCACGGACCACGGUGUGGAGUACCUCGCCAAAAAUUGCACAAAACUUAAAUCGCUAGAUAUUGGCAAGUGCCCUCUGGUCUCAGACACCGGCCUGGAGUUUCUAGCCCUCAACUGCUUCAACCUGAAGCGCCUGAGCCUGAAAUCAUGUGAGAGCAUCACUGGGCAGGGCCUGCAGAUUGUAGCUGCCAACUGUUUUGACCUGCAGAUGUUGAAUGUGCAGGACUGCGACGUCUCUGUGGAUGCUCUGCGAUUUGUUAAACGACAUUGCAAGCGCUGUAUUAUAGAGCACACCAACCCUGCCUUCUUCUGAAAGGACACCCCGCACCUGUCGUUACAAUGCAGUAUUAAAAACACUGAUGUAUAAACACACGCUCCCAUAUUCAGUAAUGCUGUCUUUUCUAUAGCUCACGGGAGUCAGCUUUUCUUGUAUGUUGUGGGUGAGGGGGGUUUCUAGAGGACUAUUUUGUUUGCUUUUUGUAUGAUCACUUUUUAAGGUGUGGUGGGUCUCCAUGCAGAGGCUGCCUUAAUGCGAAAGCAAUGAGUGCUCAGCAUCCCCGGUGGGGUGCCAUUUCCAUAAUAGCCGUGAUCUUGUCCCAGGCUACAGUAGCUACCUCCAAAGGAAAUAGCACAUAAUCCCUCCUUUGGAAAUGCUACUAAGCUGUGUCAAAUACAUCUGAAUUCCAGCUGUGCUCAUGAAGCUGACUAUGCAAUAUGUGUCUGUGUUCCCCCAACUUCUUCCAAUAUGGCUGAUAAAGCAUUCCCUUGUCUCCAAGUACUUUCUCUUUGGUAUUCAAGCAUUGUAGUCCCUCAGGAAAUACUGGGUAAUGUUCUUAAACAUACUUGAUUGAGGCAGAAUAAGAUCUGCUGGCCAUUGCCAAGCACUCUGCUGAGUGAAUCUGGAAAUUCUGUCCAUGCAUGGAUUCUCUUGGAAAGCCCACCUCCAGGUCACUUGUGCAUC